Andrographis paniculata is the source of this 2544-nucleotide messenger RNA. Its product is annotated as auxin efflux carrier component 2. The record is from RefSeq and is a predicted model, not a curated record. Bases 166 to 2040 code for a protein of 624 amino acids. The transcript has 6 exons. Gene Ontology annotation, cellular component: plasma membrane; endoplasmic reticulum. Lineage: Eukaryota; Viridiplantae; Streptophyta; Magnoliopsida; Lamiales; Acanthaceae. Gene Ontology annotation, molecular function: auxin efflux transmembrane transporter activity. Gene Ontology annotation, biological process: auxin polar transport; auxin export across the plasma membrane.
GAGAGAGAGAGAAAUAGAGAGAGAGGAGCAGUAGCACUAGUAUUUUUACCCCUUUUUCUAGAUCUCCAUGACUGACUCUGGUAGUGCUUGAGGUCGAUCCAUCGAAGAACAACAACACCACCAAAUUCUCCAAAUUAGGUUUUCCUACGUUAAAAAAAGAAAAAAAUGAUAACAGGAAAGGACAUCUACGACGUGCUGGCAGCGAUCAUCCCGCUGUACGUGGCGAUGAUCCUGGCGUACGGGUCCGUCCGGUGGUGGAAGAUCUUCACCCCGGACCAGUGCUCCGGCAUCAACCGGUUCGUGGCGGUGUUCGCCGUCCCCCUCCUCGGCUUCCACUUCAUCUCCUCCAACAACAUCUACGCCAUGAACUUCCACUUCAUCGCCGCCGACAGCCUCCAGAAGGUGGUGAUCCUCGCCGCCCUCUCCCUCUGGCACUGCCUCGGCAACUCCGCCACCCUCGAGUGGCUCAUCACCCUCUUCUCCCUCUCCACCCUCCCCAACACCCUCGUCAUGGGCAUCCCCCUCCUCCGCGCCAUGUACGGCGACUUCUCCGCCAACCUCAUGGUCCAGAUCGUCGUCAUGCAGAGCGUCGUCUGGUACACCCUCAUGCUCUUCAUGUUCGAGUACAGAGGCGCCAAGCUCCUCAUCUCCGACCAGUUCCCGGAGACCGCCGCCUCCAUCACCUCCUUCAAGGUCGACUCCGACGUCAUCUCCCUCAACGGCCGCCAGCCGCUGCAGGCCGACGCCGAGAUCGGCGACGACGGCAAGCUCCACGUCGUCGUCAAAAGAUCCGCCUCGGCUUCAUUAAUCUCCUCCUACAACAAGGAGAUGCACUCCUCCGGCAUGACGCCGCGGGCCUCGAACCUCACCGGCGUCGAGAUCUACUCCGUUCAAUCCUCCCGCGAGCCGACCCCCCGCGCCUCCAGCUUCAAUCAAACCGAUUUCUACGCCAUGUUUAACAGCAAGGCCGCCAGUCCCAAGCACGGCUACACGAAUAGCUUCGGCGGGGAUAUUUUCUCGUUGCAAUCGUCCAAGGGGGCGACGCCGAGGACAUCGAAUUUUGACGAGGAAAUGAUGAAGGUUGGGAAGAAGAGAGGCGGGGGCGGCGGUCGGAGUAUGAGCGGGGAGCUGAGCACUCAGGGCUCGUACCCCCCGCCCAAUCCCAUGUUCUCCGGCGGGCCCCGGAGAAAGGAUAGUGGCAAUAUGAGCAACAUCAAUAAUCAUCAUACCGGUAGCAAUCCGAACAAGGAGCUUCACAUGUUCGUUUGGAGCUCGAGCGCUUCGCCGGUGUCCGAAGCCAACAUGAGAAACGCCGUCAAUAAAGCCGCCUCGUCGGACUUUGCAACGCUCGAUGCCGCUGCGAAAGCGGUUUUGGAAACUCCCACUAGAGACAAUUCAAAAACCGUAGUCGAGGACAAGACGGAGAAUGAAAUCGAGGAGGCGGGGAAGUUUCCGGCGAACGCGUCGCCGUACUCGUGCCAUAAGAAAAUGGAUCCGGAGGAGGGAGGAGCGGUGGAGGGAAAGAAGACACAAAUGCCGCCGACGAGCGUGAUGACGAGGCUUAUACUCAUCAUGGUUUGGCGUAAACUUAUCCGAAAUCCCAACACAUAUUCCAGCCUUUUAGGCCUCAUAUGGUCACUUGUUUCCUACAGGUGGAACAUCGAAAUGCCUUCCAUUGUCAAAGGAUCGAUUUCGAUCUUAUCGGAUGCAGGCCUGGGCAUGGCCAUGUUCAGUCUAGGUUUGUUCAUGGCAUUGCAGCCGAAGAUCAUAGCGUGUGGGAAGUCAGUGGCGACAUUUUCGAUGGCGGUAAGAUUCUUGACGGGCCCCGCCGUCAUCGCCGCCACCUCCAUAGCGAUCGGCCUCCGCGGCGUUCUUCUGCACGUAGCCAUUGUUCAGGCGGCACUCCCGCAGGGAAUUGUCCCCUUCGUGUUUGCAAAGGAAUACAAUGUGCAUCCGGAUAUACUAAGCACUGCGGUUAUUUUCGGAAUGCUGAUAGCUUUGCCGAUAACAAUUUUAUACUACGUGCUGCUGGGGCUGUAAGGUCGUGUUUGGAUGGUGCAGAAAAUGAAGAAUUUGCUAUAUUAAAGAAGUGAUAUAGUACCAUUAAUUAAUUAAUUGGUAGAUGAGACAAGAGCAGAUGAGAAAAAGAGUAAUUAAUUUUGGGCAUCGGAAUCAGUGUAGUGUACAAGUUGGAACUCAUGGUAUUCGUAUGCUAUGCUGUCCAGUCCUGCACAUCAUGGUAUUCAUAUGCUAUGCUGUCCAGUCCUGCACAUCAUGGUAUUCGUAUGCUAUGCUGUCCAGUCCUGCACCAUGUGCCUGCCUGCCUGCCUGCCUCCUCUCAUCUUACUUGCACCCUUUUCUUUAUUUCUAUUCUAUUUUUAUGUCUCUUCUUCUCUUUUAACCAAUUCUUUAGAUUUAGAUUUAGAUUUUUUUUAUUUUUUAUUUUUAUAAUUUUCAGUGUUAUUUGUUAGGAAAUGCAUUGAAGAAUCUCUAGAAAUGUUGUAAUAUCAAAGGGCUGCUUUUACUAUUUGUUUACUUUUAAUU